AUGCGCUCCGCGUCGUUCGGCCUGUCAUCGGCAUCGCGCUCGCUGUCUUCUCAGUCUCUCAAAGAUAGAUUAUCAAAACUAUCUGUUACCCCCAUCAAUCCCGUAGCCGCCCUCACGGCGAACGUAGAGUUUGUCCCAAGAGACAUUCCUCGCGCCCGACGAUUACAGACAACCGUGGUCGCAUUAUGGUCAACAUCAAUAAUACUCUCGACCUUCCUGUUUCUAUUCCUCUGUGCCAUCCCGCCAUUAUGGCCCCUGAUAUUCUGCUAUGUGAUCUGGAUGCUCUACAUCGACUCCGCUCCUGAACAUGGCGGGCGUAUGAGCCCAUGGUUCAGAUCCAUCUCUUUUUGGAAGUACUUCGCCGAGUACUACCCCGCUUCCUUCAAGAAGGAAGCAGACCUUCCAGCCGACCGACCAUACGUCUUUGGCUACCAUCCCCACGGGAUCAUCGGCAUGGGAGCCAUCGCAACAUUCGCCACAGAAGCCACCGGCUUCAGUGAAGCCUACCCAGGCAUCCGACCACAUCUCCUCACGCUCGCCAGCAACUUCAAUAUGCCGUUAUACCGCGACGUCCUGCUAGCGCUCGGCAUAUGCAGCGUCAGCAAACGUGCAUGUCAGAAGAUCCUUGAUAAGGGGCCGGGAGAGGCUAUCACCAUCGUCGUUGGCGGCGCUGCGGAGAGCCUGAGCGCGCAUCCGGGCACAGCGGACUUGACGCUGCGAAAACGGCUGGGGUUCAUUAAGAUCGCGAUCCGACAAGGUGCCGACUUGGUACCUGUCUUCUCCUUCGGCGAGAACGAUAUCUAUGAACAAAUGCCCAACGAGCCGGGAACGCUCGUGUACUCCAUCCAAAAGAAAUUCAAGAACGUCUUCGGAUUCACUUUACCCCUCUUUCAUGGCCGCGGCUUGCUGAACUAUAACUUUGGCUUGAUGCCGUAUCGACGAAGAAUAGUCAGCGUGAUAGGCCGCCCGAUUCACGUCCAGAAGACCGACAAGCCGUCAUUAGAAUACGUCCUUGCCGUGCAACAUGAGUAUAUUGAAGAGCUUAUGAGGAUAUGGGAUACGUACAAAGACGAGUUCGCGCGCACUCGCCGGCGUGAGCUCAGCAUCAUCGAAUGA
Molecule: messenger RNA, 1116 nt
Organism: Peniophora sp. CBMAI 1063
Lineage: Eukaryota; Fungi; Basidiomycota; Agaricomycetes; Russulales; Peniophoraceae
Source: the annotation of a GenBank genome assembly